Messenger RNA from Glarea lozoyensis ATCC 20868, 666 nucleotides. RefSeq lists its product as uncharacterized. NCBI's taxonomy places the organism in Eukaryota, Fungi, Ascomycota, Leotiomycetes, Helotiales, Helotiaceae. The coding region runs from base 1 to 666 and encodes 221 amino acids. The record is from RefSeq and is a predicted model, not a curated record. Gene Ontology annotation, biological process: transcription by RNA polymerase II. Gene Ontology annotation, molecular function: transcription coactivator activity. The transcript has 2 exons. Gene Ontology annotation, cellular component: nucleus.
AUGGCGGGCAAAAAGGUAGAGAACACCAAGAAGGUAGCUGGUAACGCAAAGAAAGCAGAGGCAGCCGCCGAGAAAGUAGCCGCAGAAAAUGCGAAAAAGGCAGCAGCAGAAGAUACAGACUGGAGUAAGGGCACCAAAAGCAACGCCAAAAAAGACGCAGAAGCAAGUAAGAAGGCCCAGGCCGCGCGCAAAAAGGCAGAAAAGGACGCUCUGUUAGCAGAAGAAGAGAAGGAUGCUCGGGCAACACCAAAAAAUGCAAAAACGGCAGUUAAAAAAACCAAGGGCCUAGAUUUGUCUCAACUAGACGAGCCGGGAAGCUCUACCAAGCCCUCUGCGCUGAACGCGACAGGAAUUGACAAUGCUCUUGACGCACUCUCUUUGACAACCGACUCUUCUGCCUCCAAGAUCGACAAGCAUCCAGAAAGGCGUUUCAAGGCCGCCUAUGCAGCAUACGAAGAUAGAAGACUUAAGGAAAUGGACUCUGAUGGAAGCGGUCAAGGUCUGAGACAGAACCAGAAGAAAGACAAAAUCAGAAAGGAGUUCGAGAAGCACGAAGAUAACCCUUUCAAUCAAGUCAACGCUAGCUAUGAUGCUACCAGAGAGGAAAUCAAAGAGCUUAAGGAGAGGGAAAAGUCGAAGAUUGAAGCAAGACUUGGAGGAAAAUAA